This is a messenger RNA of Eremomyces bilateralis CBS 781.70, 4569 nucleotides long. RefSeq lists its product as uncharacterized. The coding region runs from base 406 to 4341 and encodes 1311 amino acids. Gene Ontology annotation, biological process: early endosome to late endosome transport. Lineage: Eukaryota; Fungi; Ascomycota; Dothideomycetes; Eremomycetales; Eremomycetaceae. Gene Ontology annotation, cellular component: plasma membrane; late endosome; tubular endosome. The record is from RefSeq and is a predicted model, not a curated record. The transcript is spliced from 3 exons. Gene Ontology annotation, molecular function: SNARE binding; phosphatidylinositol binding; guanyl-nucleotide exchange factor activity.
CUUUACACUGUACUUUACCUGACUGUUGAGCCACAAUAGUACGAUACUGAUCCACCACAAUCGUUUUCAUAACUAAGUACCGUACAUUGCCCACUUGUCGGUCCUCGAUAAACCCAAUAUCUCGAAUCUCCAAUACGUACUCACUCUCACGAUCCCGAUAACACCCUCGGACUCUCCCCAGUUUCCGGUUCGACACCACCAAACGCAACAUCACCCUCCGGGCCUCGAAUCGGCGACACGAACUCGGGACAAGACUGUCGGGAAACAUAUAAUAAGUGAGAUUCGACGACGUCGGCGGUCCAGAGCGAACGUACAUGCGUCAUCUGCCAAUGGACGGUUCGCGUGGCAGCACAAUAUCACCUUGCGAUUGACCGCGACGCUGCCCCAAGGCAGACAUGAGAUUGGAUGCACCCUCUAAAUCCAUUCUUACGGGCUUUCUUCAAGAGCGCAAUUCCCGCGCAGUGCUCCCCUAUCCAGCAUCAUGUCCUCCUCGUGCCAUCCACCGAAGCCCUCCUCAACUCCCGUGACCUCGAUACACACGCUCUCUACGCCGAUCUUGCAAGUUCCGAGGAAUUCCUCGCGAGCCAUGUCCUCCGAGUCCCUGGCGGCGCGGCGCCCUCCCGGGGCAAUGGGACGAAGGAAGCGGCGGCAAGCUUCCGAGACACUCGUGGAAAGGCGAAGCAGUACUCCACCGUCAAUGGGAGGACGGUGAUAGUCAAGGAUUCCUUCGUCUACAGUAAUAAAGGUUUCAAGCAUCUAAAUCAAAUCCAGCUCCUAAAUGACGUACUAUACUACCCCGACAACCUCGACGCGCAACCAUGGCUCGUCUACUUUAUUUCGAAACCGCUCACCGGCGUGCUGGAGGCGAUGACCAUUGUUCCAGCGAGUCUCGAAAAUACAGCCCAAAGCACGGCAUUACCAGACACAGAUGCUCCCAGCUCAUCCACCUCGCAGCAUCCACCGAAAAAGAAGGAUAUCAAGACGUUAAUGGAGUUGAUGAAUCAUUUCCCCCUGAUCGCGAAGCAAAUGCAACCCGGGCUUGAGCGGAUCUUCCGAGAGUUUGGCAAGGAGAUGGACCAGCCGCCUCCUCCGAUGCCAAAGCCACCCCCUCCGGUGUUGCGACGGAGACAGUCUUCCGUUUCAUCGAUGGAGAGCCUUACUGCCUCUCUUCACAGCAAUCUCUCUGGCACAUCCCAACCGCACAUCAGUUUGCUGGAGCUAAGUGACCAGGAGGACUUUAUGCGACGUUCCCUAGAGACCGCGGUAACUGCCGCUAUCGACCUGUUCCAGAUGGUCGAUAAGCAGCAGCUGUCCAAUCUCGGGGCAACCACGGACUUGACUGGCCCUGUGGUGGAGAGACUUAUCGAGCGUUACGUGGCCGAACAGGUCAACGAUGCCGUCCUCUUCCCACGUAUCUGCGCCAUUCGCCGAGGGGAGGAUGCAGAGCUAGAAGCGCGCAUCAGACAGAUGCACGAUAUCGACAUCUCACAAGUAGGGAUCAACUUGGGGAACUCUCGCCAGAACAAACAGCAGCUUGCUCUUCGGAUCCAGAAAGCCGUAGACGCCUUCAAACGGAUGGGCGUCGCCAGUAGCCCCCAGGAGAUGGCAGAGAUCCUGUUAUUAACCCAGAAGGCCAUCACCAUGCCGGAAAGUCCACCCACCGAAAGCAAUGAGUAUCCAUCUGCAUCGAGCAACCAGCUGGAAAAACAGGAUUCGGUUCUCACGAUCAACGCGGAUACGCUCGUCUCGCUUCUGCUCAUCGUGGUGAUCCGGUCGUCCGUUCGACAUUUGCAGGCUCGCUUGUCGUACAUGCGGCACUUUCUCUUCAUCGACGAUGUGGAAAGUGGCGAGAUCGGGUAUGCUCUGAGCACAUUCGAAGCUGUGCUCUCAUAUUUAGCGGGCAACUCCAGUGGUCUCCGGAGGUCGAGCAGGCUGAACAAAUGCCUCUGGGAAGCGGUCCGGAACGGCGAGGUUGAAGAUAUCAAGUACCUUUUGCAACCCGAACUCAUAGGAGGAGCCUUGGACGGCAUUGAAGCAGAGGAUGAUACGAACGACAGAUCGGGUGACAUCGAAGACGAUGCUCAAAGUACCGGACACCCCUCGCUUAGCGGUCUGACACUACAUGGCUCGGAAAAUGAUGGGUAUUCGAGGAUUUCUUUCGAAUCGGAGCCACAGCCACACUCGGGCCCAUUGUCUCAUGUCUUUCCUUUCGAGCGGCCGCCAACCCCUCCAGCCGAAACGAGGCGACCUCCAACUCAGAAGAAGAGAGUGUCCAUGGAUACUCGGAGCAAUUCCAGCUCUUCGAUGUUUUCCGUUCGGUCGCAAACGACAACUAUGAACUCAAGCGGCAGCGGCAUCGAUGGGGACGAUUCCGUCGAAAAGUUGAGCAAGACACAGUCGCCGGCUGGAGAGUCUGUGCUCAUGAUGGCUGUCGAUAGCGGACAAAGCAAAUCAUUGCGCUAUUUAUUGUCACUCACGAGCUACUAUCCACCAUCUACCGUCAUUGAAGAUGCCGCCUAUGAUGGGACGACGUUACUCAGCGCUGCGAUUCAGAACGGCACCCCAGAAGCGAUUGAAGUAAUAUUGGACUAUCUCACCGAGCGCAUUAACAGCGAGGAGCAGUUGUUCGAGUAUUUCUCUCGGCAGGACUCCAAAGGGCGCUGCAUCGCACACUACUUAUUCAAUCAGCCGAAGCUAAUACCAAGAAUUGGGCAGCAUUUUCCUUGGACACUGCGGGAUAAAAACGGGCAGACUCCGCUCUUUGCCCUAUGUCGAUCAUAUGACCAUGAAGAUUACAAGUGGAUGUGCGAAGCUGCACUCCAAGCGGCGACGGAAGUGCAGGGGGAUGGCAAACCUCUUCGACUUGAUGAGCAUGUGGACAGCAAGGGCAACACACUGCUGCAUAUCAUCAACGACCCUCAGCUGGCGCUGAAGCUGCUUCUGCAGUGUGACUCAGAUGUCAAUGCCUCGAACGACAAGCACUUCACGCCACUGAUGGUUGCGAGCAAGUAUGGUCGAACCGACCUUGUCAGGACCUUGUUCAACGACCCACGGGUAGACCUCCAUGCCAAGGACUUGCGCGGUCUUACGGCCGUCGAGUUGGCAAAAGAUGACGAAGUGAGGAACAAGAUCGAUGACCUCGUCCUGCUUGCGACUCCCCCCGGCCAAGACGGCCGCAUCACAACCGUCGUGCGGUCCUUCUUCGUGGAGGAUGGGACCAUCCGCCUGAUUCUAAAAUCCGGUCUUCCAACUGGAAACUCGUCUUUGACCGUCACGACCUGCAGGCGCGCCAUGGUGGAUUUCGAGAAUCUGGUGAAAUGGCUCGCUCGCGAACAUCCAGCAUCCUGGCUUCCUGAUAUUAGUAACUUCACGUCGCCCUUCCUAAUCCCCUCGAAGCCGUCUCGGGCAGUCCUCCGAGACACCCAAAUUCGGCUCGACGCGUUUCUUCGUCUGCUAUUGAAUCAUACCACAUUUGCCAACCACGAGAUGGUCUGGGAGUUCUUCUUGGUCCCGGAAAUGGACCCGACCCUUCUCGAAGAGCGCUCGAAGCGCAAGGCCGAGGCGCGAGUCGAGAUGAUUCGAGACGAAUAUGCUCCCGAAACCGACACCGGCGACGUGGAGCUCUUCGUGGCAUAUGCCAAAGAGUCCGUCCGGAGCGUUCACCAUCCGACCAAGUCCGUUCUGCGCCGGGCCAAUCGUCUGCGUAUCGCACAGAGCGACCUUCCCAACGCCGCAACCAUGUCGACUUCAGCGUUCAAUACCCUCGCGUUUCUACCGCAAGAGCAUAGCCUCGCUCUCACGCGGUUUGCUGCCACUCUUCCACAGUCCGAUUCCCCACCACUGAGCGCGUUCUACUACAACCUGCAAGCCAUUUCGUCGUCCAUGUCGGCCAUAUCAUCAGCGCUCGCUCGUCCGUCAUCUCUGAUCGCGCAAAUUGCGGUCGCCAACAAAGCCCUGGACCGCCACACGAAUUCCAUGCGGCGGUCCGACCGAUGGCCGAACCUUGGCCUCCUGGACGAAGCCCGUCAGCGCAUGUCGCGCGAAGCCGCCGGACGGGCGCGAGCCAGCUUGAAAGAUAUGGAGGAUCUGGGCCGCGAGCUCUCGUAUACGCGACAAGUCGUGGCCGGAGAGCUGGCGGGCUGGCAGGAGAGUCGGGUCCGAUUGGGGAGGCGAGCGAUUCGAGAAUUCGCGAGCAAAUCGCUGAUGGCGGAAAGGGCGAGAUUGGAAGGGAUGAAGCGGGCGGUCAGGAAGUUGGGGAUCGAUGUUGAUGGCGAAAGAAGGAAUAGGACUCCUGCCGCCGAUGGAGAGAUGGGAGAUACUGGCGUUUUGGCAACGGAAUAGCUGGGAAGGGUCGGACGGUGACUUCGGGGCUGGCGUUCGGCUACAUUUCUUACAAAUAUCAACGGUACUGGGUAUCGUCGAGAUGGUUCAACGAGGAAUGGACGGUUCUCGGGUCGGUACAUGUUGUCGUUCUAUUUCGAUUCUGCCUCUUUGGAAGCGUAUAUGUAAUUUUAUUAUUGACUACUCUAUUCUGUGCAUCCAAUGCAGAUUUGAACCCUUGAUUCAACG